AUGACCCCUGUGGAAAGAGAAGCACUCAUGGAGCACAUUGAUUCAAAACUUGCAGCUGGAAAGAUUGUGCCAACCACCUCACCAGCAGGAGCUCCACUAAAUGCCAUCACAAUCAAGGACACAUAUGCACUACCCAGACAGGACAAGCUAAUUGAGAAAUUGUGCCAUGCUAAGAUCUCCAGAAAGCUGGGUUUGAGGAAUGGGUAUCACAACAUCAGAAUUGAGGAAGGAGGUGAAUGGAAGGCUGCAUUUUGCACUGCCCUUGGUCACUUUGCUCCCACAGUCAUGCAAUUUGGCCUUAGCAACACCCUGGCUGUGUUUAUGCGCUUCAUGAACAACAUAUUCCAUGAUUUGCUUGAUAUCUUUGUGGUUGUGUACUUGGAUGACAUCCUGAUUUUCUCAAACUCAAGAGAAGAGCAUGUGCAACAUGUCAAAGAAGUCUUAUCUUGCUUGCUGAAGCAUAAUCUAUUCUGCAACCCUGCCAAAUGCUACUUCUUUGUCACAGAAGUCACCUACAAUGGUCUUGUGAUUACUCCUGAUGGCAUCUCAAUGGAGAAAGACAAGGUGCAAGCAAUCAUGGACUGGCCUGAACCCCAAAAUGUGAAACAGGUGCAAUCAUUCCUAGGCUUUGCAAACUUCUACUGUUGCUUUGUCCCCAACUUCUCUUGCUUAGCACGCCCUCUGAAUAACCUUACUCAGAAAGAACAACCAUGGAUCUGGCAAGAGGAACAGAAGGCUGCAUUUGAUACAAUCAAGGCUGAGAUUUGCAAGGAGCCUGUUCUAGCUCACCCUGAUGAAUCUAAACCCUACACCUUGGAAACAGAUGCUUCUGGAGCAGCCAUGGGUGCUGUACCAUCUCAGAGAAAGGAAGAUGGUUGUAUACAUCCUGUUGCAUUCAUGUUAGCCAGCUUUUCACCCACUGAGCUGAACUAUGACACACAUGACAAGGAACUACUUGCCAUCAUUUGGGCAUUUGAGCACUGA
Rhizoctonia solani is the source of this 984-nucleotide messenger RNA. RefSeq names its product Retrotransposable element Tf2 protein. The coding region runs from base 1 to 984 and encodes 327 amino acids. Lineage: Eukaryota; Fungi; Basidiomycota; Agaricomycetes; Cantharellales; Ceratobasidiaceae. The record is from RefSeq and is a predicted model, not a curated record. The transcript is spliced from 2 exons.